UGUAGUAGCAAGUCAGGACGCUUAGACAGCUGUGUUCUUUCUUCUCCGUGGUCGCUAUGAUGGACACCGAAGCUUCAGAGAACACGUAUACUAUACGGCCCAACUUCCAGCACAAAUUUAGAACGGCAGCAGUAAAAGAGUGUAUUCGAUCAGUGCUAAGGCAAGAGCUUGCAGAUAAACAGUAUGUGCCUGAAGAGAUCCCACAGCUUACACGCUUUUUAUCAGAUACAAUAAAGGACAAACUCAAAGAAAAGGCAUUUGACAGAUACAAACUAGCGGUGCAAGUUGUUAUUGGUGAACAGAGAGGAGAAGGAGUCAAAAUGGCUGCUAGAUGUUUCUGGGAUGCUGACACUGAUAACUACGCUGAAGACGUUUUUAUGAAUGAACACCUGUUUUGUGUUGCUGCUGCCUUUGGUUGUUUUUACUAUUAAUUUGUAAUUAUUUAAGUGUAAGUGUUUCUAAAUGUAAAGAGAAGAUAUUGUGCAUCAUAUAUGUGUAAAAAUAUCAAUGUAAAUAAAAAGCCUCUUUAUACCAUUGGCACAAAAAACAUAUUUCCUGUAAAUAUAUUCUAUAAUAAAUAUUAAUGUUCAUUGUGUUUCA
Messenger RNA from Bombina bombina (fire-bellied toad), 600 nucleotides. RefSeq names its product dynein light chain Tctex-type protein 2B-like. Gene Ontology annotation, cellular component: cytoplasm; cytoplasmic dynein complex. NCBI's taxonomy places the organism in Eukaryota, Metazoa, Chordata, Amphibia, Anura, Bombinatoridae. The transcript has 5 exons. Gene Ontology annotation, biological process: microtubule-based movement. The record is from RefSeq and is a predicted model, not a curated record. Gene Ontology annotation, molecular function: dynein intermediate chain binding. Bases 57 to 431 code for a protein of 124 amino acids.